Daldinia childiae is the source of this 2853-nucleotide messenger RNA. Its product is annotated as gastric mucin-like protein. NCBI's taxonomy places the organism in Eukaryota, Fungi, Ascomycota, Sordariomycetes, Xylariales, Hypoxylaceae. The transcript has 4 exons. The coding region runs from base 1 to 2853 and encodes 950 amino acids. The record is from RefSeq and is a predicted model, not a curated record.
AUGAACGGAGGCACGGCGAGCGCCCAGAUGGAAUGUGUUUCCGACAUCAGCAAGCACUUGACAGACGGGGAUUUUGCUAAAGCCGAACGUAUCUUCAACAGGCUUGUUAGAAACGGAGCCUCUGGACUACAAAGUCGUUAUACAACCAAUGUAGAUAUUGAGACGUCGCAAAUAAUCCCUGCCAGGCCACAGCCGAGAGACCAAGAUGGAGAGAUAGUCAGCGAUCCAGCAUCCGAGGCUAUGAGAGCUGCUGAUGCACUCGACUUCCAGACUGCCUCUUUGCAACCCAAUAAUGAGAUUGAUCUUACGAAUACAACUCGGUCCCGAAGCACGAGUGUACCACCUUAUCGGGCGGUCGACGACUUUCAAAACGCAACCCCUUUCUAUGUCUUCGGGGCUCGCAAAUGGCAGAGGAGGAAUACUCACAACUCGGAUUCCUCCCAGACUCCUCGUCGCAGCCAUACCACCGCGGAUUUACGAAAGACUACUCAGCGGGUCUUGGAGCCGGCCGGGUCGCGAACGAAGGAACCGGACAACCAACCUGGAUCUCCAUAUAGUCCGGAAGAGGAGCGUCGUAAAAGCAAACCGUCCCCUGCGAGUUUGGACUUGAGUAGCCCGCGAUCUUUCAAGCUUGAGUCGAUCCCAAACACACCAUCGAUAUGCGAAGCAUUUGCCGUCCAAGUUCGGCCCCCUGCCACGACCACUUCCCAUAAGAAGAUUAAGCCUGUUGAUCGAAUCUACUCCAGCGCCAUACGCAACCAAGACAUUCUACUAUGUAGUUUUCCAGAGCCGCCCCGGUCGAGACCGCAAAGUCUAGAUGUAAGCCAAGGGGUCCGCCAGGACAAAUUAACGCCCCGAUCCAAGUUCACGACCGAAAUCCCUAGACCUACUUUCAGCACGCCAAAGAGGUCUAUAGUUAGACGCAACCCACCUUCUCCUCUUAGGCUUCAGAAAGUAUCGCUACGACCAAUGACUUACGUCGAUCGCGGUACAAAUCCAAGGAAUAGUUAUGUGGAUAGGGGUACGACUACGGAGUCGGAACUAACCGGUAGGAUUUCCAAGUCUGAUACAAGAGAUUCCAUAUCUCUCUAUAUUGAAACUCCUGCCGAAGCCGACCCCCAUGAGACUUACGAGCCAAUUUUACCUAUGGUCGAAAACCUAGUGAUAUUCUUCAAGUCUGAGAAGAGUGAUCCUCGGCUGGAGGCAACGAUUCAAUCUUUCCGAGAGGGCAAAUACCCCAUGUCUAAAUCGCCAUCAGAACCUGAAGCAGAAAGGAUCAGCCAGCAAUCAAGUCUUUCAAGUCAACAAGACUUAGAAUCUACGACCUCUGACAACAAGAGACAUAGCCAUGUUCAACAUGAAGAAGCUGUACCGGCUUGUCACGCAGACUCCGAUGACUACGACCCCUUCGCGUACGAGAAAUACCCCCAGCCAUCGCGCACCUGGCCCUUCAAACCAGACGUAAGCAACCAUAGACCCUCCACCCCACCAACACCCGCCCAAACACCGCCCCUAGCCAUGGGAAACCCAGAGAAGCACUUCCACGACUUCACAACGACAAACUGCCGAACAGCAGUGUGCAUGCAGAACUCGCUCCGCUCCAUCCUCAACAUCUACUUCCCGCCCGAGGACGCCGGCUACCACCAGUUCAACUUCCCGCUGCUGCCCGAGCUCAGCAGCCUCUGGAAGCCGGUGUUCCGGGAAGCAGACGCGGGCACGGUUGUGCAGCAGCAGCAGCAGCGGAGGCGCAAAGUCGACCUCAUCCUGGGUAUUGGGGCGCAGCAGGGCGUCGACAGGGAGUUCCUCGGGGCGAUUAGCGGGUCGUUGGAGAAGCUGGGCACGAAGCCGAACGGUGUUAGUCGGAGCGGGAGUGAGACCCUUGAUGAAGUUCCUCAUCGCAAACGCCAUGCAAGCUUUCACCGCACAGCCCCUAACCAACCAAACCCAGGACAACCCCUUUUCCAACCCCCUCCUCCUAGCCACGCUGAUCAUCCCCCACCUCGAGACGUACAUGGCCGCGCACUCCGCAACGCGGUUCCUCCUCCUCGAGUACCCCCCCGAGCACCUAUCCACCGUGCUAGCCCUCCAGCGCUUAGUCGGCGUCGACCUGCUCAAAGUAGCCGGGAUCCUGCACUCGGCAGCCACCUCGCCGCAACCAUACCCCGGCUUCAAAGUGCCGCCCGGACGGCCGCGCACCCGCGCACCGACUCGGGGCCCGGCAUCCUGCGCAGCACCACGCGAUCCGGGGCCACGCUCCUGGCCCCAACCCCGACGCGCGCCAAGCGCCGCGAGACCCCUUCGUUUGCCAAGGCUAAUUUCCUGCUGACGUCCUCGGCGAACGAGUCCGAGAUCGCGACGCUGAUCUCAACGAUCUGGAAGAUCCUGAUCGACAUCUCGGCGUUCUACAUCCCGGAGGGCAUGGCGGCGGUGUCGUCGAGGGCUUCGAUGCAUGCCGAUCGGGAUGCUAAGAGGGAUGCGAACUCGCAUAGUCAAGGGAGGCCGUUGGCUCAGACGCCGUUGAUAAAUACUUCGCAGCAGCCUGCUUCGCUGACUAGUGCCUCGGCUAUUAUGGGGUUUCGGCGGCAGUGUAUUGGUGGUGAUGAUGAUGCUGCGGCGGAGUACAACUCAUCCCAGCGGAACAAGCUCCGGAAUAUCCUGGGCCGGGAGCCAGAUACCCACGGCGGUGUAGACGAGGAUAAAGACGAGGUAUGGGACUGGGAAUCCUGCUGGGACGAAGAGGACGCGCGGCUCGCGGCCGAAGCGCGCAAGUACAUGCCGCUGUACGGGCGGCGCGGGGGGCCGCGCAAGGGGAGUAGUCGGAAGGCGUUGAAGUGGCUCGGGUUAGCUACAUGA